Molecule: messenger RNA, 207 nt
Organism: Protopolystoma xenopodis
Lineage: Eukaryota; Metazoa; Platyhelminthes; Monogenea; Polystomatidea; Polystomatidae
Source: the annotation of a GenBank genome assembly
AUGGAGAAGAGAGUUGAGGAUCGAUCUCACCAUAAGACGACGGCCGAUGCCCUUUGUACUGCAGCCGUUUGGCUUUACUACGAUGUUCAGGCUGACAAAGUCCACAAGACAUCCAUCAUCGUUUCGGGCGAAGACGUUGGAGGAUGUCUCGUGGACGGCAUCAUUACGAACGUCGUAAUAAAGCCAAACGGCUGCAGUACAACUUAA